AUCAACCCCAGAGGAGAGGGGGCGACGGCCAGAUCUGUAAUCCGCAAUCCUUCUGCUGAAUCGAUUCCUUCUUCUUGUUCGGAGAAAACAUAGUUUCCGUUCCUCCGACGCCGCCGCCGCCACGAUGCCCGGCCUCGUCGCUCCUCCGGAAGUACCGCCUCCUCUCCGUGUCGACGUCCCCGACGGCGGAGACGCACGCGCCCAGAUCCUCCUCCCCGCUGAAAACCAAGACCCUGGGAGGGAGCCCAGGGCGGCCUCGCCGGUUCCCAAGAAAACGCCGUCGCCGACGCCUUCCUCCGCCCGCGCUAGGUCCGUGGAGCGCGGCUCCUCUUCCGCUGGGAAGCGGAGGCUCUCUCUCGAGAGGCCAGGAUCCGCCGCCGGCGCAGGGGCAAGGGAUUUAUUCCCUGCCGUGAUCGAUGAGACGGCGCUGGAUAACCCGGAUCUGGGGCCGUUCCUGCUGAAGCUGGCGCGGGGGGCGAUUGCGUCCGGGGAGGGGCCGAGCAAGGCACUGGAGUACGCGUUGCGGGCGUCAAGGUCGCUGGAGCGAUCCGGGGGAGAGGAGCGACGGCUGGAGCUGGCAAUGAGCCUGCACGUUGCGUCGGCGAUCUAUAGCGGGCUGGGGCGGCACGAGGAGGCGGUGGCGGCGCUGGAGAGAGCGGUGGGGGCGACGGACCCGGCGCGGGGGCCUGACCACGCUCUCGCCGCCUUCUCCGGGUACAUGCAACUGGGGGACACCCACGCCGUGGCCGGGCGGAUGGAGCAGUCCAUAGUGUGCUACACUAAGGGUCUCGAGAUCCAGAUGGAGGCGCUUGGGGAAGGCGACCCGAGGGUCGCCGAGACCUGCAGGUACUUGGCAGAAGCCCAUGUCCAAGCGAUGCAGUUCGAGGAGGCCGAGAAGUUAUGCCGCAAGACUCUUGAGAUCCACCGCGAGCACAGCCCCCCGGCGUCCCUGGAGGAAGCCGCCGAUCGCCGCCUAAUGGCCCUCAUCUGCGAGGCCAAAGGCGACUAUGAAGCUUCCCUUGAGCACCUCGUCCUUGCUUCCAUGGUCCUCAUCGCCAACUCUCAGGAUGUAGACGUUGCGGCUGUGGAUGUUGGUAUUGGCGACACCUACCUCGCCCUUGGCCGCUUUGACGAGGCCGUCUUCUCCUACCAGAAGGCCCUUACUGUCUUCAAGUCCACUAAGGGCGACAACCACCCGUCCGUCGCUGCCGUCCUCGCCCGCCUUGCAGAUCUAUACUUCAAGACAGGCAAGUUCCGUGAGUCCAAAUCCUACUGCGAGAAUGCGCUGAGGAUCUACGCGAAGCCCGUGCCUGGGUCAUCCAAUGAGGAUCUUGCUGGAGGGAUGAUGGAGAUUGCUGCCAUUUAUGAGGCAAUGAGUGAACCGGAGGAUGCGCUGAAGCUGCUGCAGAAGGCGCUCAAACUUCUGGAGGAUUCACCGGGGCAGUGGAGCACGGUGGCCGGGAUAGAGGCCCAGAUGGGUGUCAUGUACUACAUGGUUGGGAGAUACGGGGAAGCAAGGAGCUCAUUCGAAAGUGCCGUGUCCAAAUUGAGGGCGAGCGGGGAGAGGAAAUCUGCUUUCUUUGGAGUUUUGCUGAACCAGAUGGGGCUAUCGUGCGUUCAACUGUUUAAGAUCGACGAGGCAGCUGCGCUAUUCGAGGAAGCAAGGACAGUUCUUGAGCUGGAAAGCGGUAUGUCUCACCCCGAUACCCUUGGGGUGUAUAGCAAUCUCGCUGCAACUUAUGAUGCCAUGGGAAGGGUGGAAGAAGCAAUUGAGAUUCUGGAGAAUGUGCUUAAGUUAAGGGAAGAGAAGCUUGGAACAGCAAACCCUGAUGUCGAUGAUGAGAAGAAAAGGCUAACCGAGCUCUUAAAGGAAGCAGGCAGAACGAGGAACAGGAAACCAAAGUCCCUUGAGAACCUCUUAGUGACUAAUUCACAAAGAAUCAAAAAGGAGGUUACAAGGAGGUGGCCUGGCUUGGGUUUUAAAAGUUGAGACAGAGCAAAACCUUUCACUGCCUUCCUUUGUAAUAUAAAAAUGCAUCUGUAAAGAGUUCAGUAUAGAAAUUUGGUGAUUUCUUGCUUCUGAGCCUUAUAACUUUUUCCCUUUGUUUUCUUUCUCGUCUAAUUCAUUUGUAAUCCUUGGAUGAUUUACUGUUUUAUGUUUGGAAUGUGUGAAAGUCUUGUUGUGAAAGAAGUCUGUUGUGUUGAACAAAUAAAUUCCUCUUUAUAGAUGUCAUUUCCUCUUCUCA
Molecule: messenger RNA, 2246 nt
Organism: Zingiber officinale
Lineage: Eukaryota; Viridiplantae; Streptophyta; Magnoliopsida; Zingiberales; Zingiberaceae
Product: protein KINESIN LIGHT CHAIN-RELATED 1-like
Exons: 3
Coding region: 125-1990 (621 amino acids)
Molecular function (GO): protein binding
Source: RefSeq, a predicted model, not a curated record